AGAGAGAGAGAGAGAGAGAGAGAGAGAGAGAGAGAGAGAGAGAGAUGGAGAGAGAGUUUGUGUGUGUUUAGCAGAUUGUUUGUCCCCUACAGCUACCUUUGGCCCUCAUCCCUCCUAACGGGCCUACGCCUCCUCCCCUUGGUGCUCUACCCAGAACUCCAGCACUGCUCCCCAGCGCAGACCAAUCAGAUGGAAGAAGGUUUCUAUCCAAAACAAGAGGGGACCAGUCAUUUGGGGCUAUUCCAGACUCUAAGUGUUAGAUCUUGAUGAUGAGUGUAGAAAUCGCCCAGCAGAUCGACACGGCAAGAGGGGAAACCACGCUGAACAGUCUUGGCCCCUCCCUCCCUCACUGAAGGAACUGUUACGAUCUACAAGAAGUGACGUCACCCCUUGAUCUGGUCUCCAGUCCUGUCCUCCAGACUGCAGAGUCUGGGUGAGACACACAGAAACAGGAUGGAACACAAAGCUGGGUAUCUGCUGCUGGCUGGCCUGAUGCUGGGAACUUGCAUCGUGGCUGAAUCAUCUGUUGUGGUCAUGCCCGACACCACAUUACCUUCCCCGGCCCUUACUUCUGACGGCAACCAAUCCAGAGAACUAGAAAACCUGCCGGUGCUCCAGCCUUCCGAGUCUGUCCCCACCACGGGCACCUUCACCCUGAAAGACACCAAGGGAAACCUAUGUCUGAAGGUGACCAUGGGAGUGGAGUACAUCGUCAUUGAGAAGAAGAAACCUUCCUACUUUAACUUGGAUCCCAAGGCCAUCCUGGUCAGUGGUUUCUGUACCACAAACUCAGCUGUUCUCUCGCUUGGUUUCUCUGGCAAUGGGGGGAGCCUGACCCUCACCUUCAAAAAGGAAGGAAGCAUGUCCUAUGUGAGUGGCAUGAGUGCUCACAUAACACCUGAACCCUGCAAAGGCUGCCGAAAGAAGGACUAUCCUGGUGUUAUGGCCAAUGAGAAGCUGUUCCUGGCUCCUUCUGGGAGGAGCUUCAAGUGUAACUCCCAGACUACCUUUGUGAUGGCAGAAGAGCUUAAGUUGAAGAUACAACCUCUCCAGGUCCAGGCAUUCACCAUCCCCAAGGGCGGCAAGUUUGGAGAAGUGGUGGAGUGCUGGGCGGACUUCAACAAGCGGGUCAUUCCCAUCAUCAUUGGGGCCGUGGUGGUUGGUCUGCUGCUAAUCGCUGCAAUCUCCUUCCUGGUCAUUCGAGACCGCCGUAGGCAGGGCUACGAGAGGCUGGCAUCUUAACUCCAGCACUCUUACUCUGGGCCAAGUGAUACAGCUCACAGGCAAACAAUCGUUUUUUAUAUUAGCCUAUUCAAACGCAUUAUUACAUAAAUUAUUUAAUAUGCUUCUUUGCCUGUUGCAGAUUGGAUUGCGUCCGAAAUGCAUAACCAUCUUGAAAUGAAAGUAGCAGUGCUCUAAAUGAUUAAAUAAAGAUUUGUCAGUUAUUA
Messenger RNA from Osmerus eperlanus (European smelt), 1448 nucleotides. RefSeq names its product lysosomal associated membrane protein 3 (gene lamp3). The coding region runs from base 454 to 1242 and encodes 262 amino acids. The transcript is spliced from 7 exons. The record is from RefSeq and is a predicted model, not a curated record. Lineage: Eukaryota; Metazoa; Chordata; Actinopteri; Osmeriformes; Osmeridae. Gene Ontology annotation, cellular component: lysosomal membrane; plasma membrane; late endosome membrane. Gene Ontology annotation, biological process: establishment of protein localization to organelle.